Magnolia sinica is the source of this 3182-nucleotide messenger RNA. RefSeq names its product protein MICRORCHIDIA 6. Lineage: Eukaryota; Viridiplantae; Streptophyta; Magnoliopsida; Magnoliales; Magnoliaceae. Gene Ontology annotation, molecular function: ATP hydrolysis activity. Gene Ontology annotation, cellular component: nucleus. Bases 475 to 2664 code for a protein of 729 amino acids. The record is from RefSeq and is a predicted model, not a curated record. The transcript has 21 exons.
CUCCAUCCCCUAACUUACCAAGCCUGGAUCCAAGCCUUAAUAGGCUGAUCCGAGCCGCUCCCUGGCAGGCUCGGGCAUAUUGAAUUAUACAGCUGUCCAAAAAACAUUUACAGCUGGCAUAGUUCAAUUUGAAGGCAUAUAAAAACUUGCCUUUUAAAAGGAUAAACCAAGAAGGUGUACUUUUCAUUUUUGGGAAUCUUUAAACAGAGGUUCCUUAUAUAUUUCUUCUAGUUGGUUCUGAUGCUGGUUUUUGCAACUGUGAAAUAUCAAGUGAGUAGCUCAUGGGUUAUAUGUGGGAGUUGAUGGUGCUGUGGAAUUUAGCAAUGUAGAUGCAAUUUGAGUUGGGAGAUGAUAGUCACACCCCCAUGCUUUUGAUAGCUACACCCCGUCCAUAGGUGGCCUGCACUCUACGAAGGAGAAAAAAGGGGGGUUUAUUGGUGAAAAGAUUGUGCUUUAUCUUGCUGAGAGCUGGAGAUGAGCUUUACAGACAUCGUGGAUUUAUGCAGUGAUGAAGAUGAAGUUGACGUAAAACCUGUUAAACAGGAGCCUGAUUCUGAUUCUAGUACAGCUCAAAAUAGAGGGUCCCAUAAAGCUGAAAAUGUUCAGCCCCAAAAAUUCAAAGCACUAGUUACAAGGAUAAGAUCUAAGGAGAAAGGAAAUUCAACUUCUAUUAAAGUUGCCAGAAGUAGCUCUUGCACAUCGGAUCAGGAGAGUUCAGUUGUUGAUGGGUCUAGCCCUACUUCUGCACCACAUGGAUGCUCUGCACCAAUAUGUCGACAAUUCUGGAAAGCCGGAGAUUACGACAUUGGACAGGCCUCGAAAAUGCGAUUUCCAAAUGGUAGUAAAACUCAUUUGCGUGUCCAUCCCAAAUUUCUCCACUCAAAUGCAACUUCGCAUAAGUGGGCCCUUGGUGCCAUUGCAGAGCUGCUUGACAAUGCAGUUGAUGAGAUACAAAAUGGGGCUACCUUUGUCAUUGUAGAUAAAAUCUCAAAUCCACGGAACAGAAGUCCUGCUUUGCUGAUUCAAGAUGAUGGUGGUGGAAUGGAUCCAGAAUGCAUCCGGCGUUGCAUGAGCUUUGGGUUUUCAGAAAAGAAAUCAAAAUCUGCCAUUGGACAAUAUGGAAAUGGUUUCAAGACAAGCACUAUGCGACUAGGGGCAGAUGCUAUUGUUUUUACUCGCUGCAUGGGCAGAAGGGUAUUGACUCAAAGCGUUGGUCUACUUUCUUACACCUUUUUGACGCUAACUGGCUAUGACAAUAUAGUAGUACCCAUGGUGGAUUACGAAUUCAAUCCAUCAACUAGCCUUUAUGGAAAAAUACUUCGUCCCAGUGAAGAGCAUUUUUCUUCUAAUUUGUCUACACUCUUGCAAUGGUCUCCCUAUGCCACAGAAGCAGAAUUGUUGAAGCAAUUUGAUGACAUAGGUCAUCAUGGCACGAAAGUGAUUGUGUUCAAUAUGUGGCUAAAUGAUGACGGGGAUUCAGAGCUUGACUUUGAAUCAGAUAAGGAGGAUAUUAUGAUCAGCGGUGCUCCUAAAAUAGUGGAAAGAGCAAACAUUCCAAAGAAGCUUACCCAACAGCACAUUGCUAAUCGAUAUCAUUACUCUCUUCGUCUGUAUUCGUCUAUCCUAUAUCUGCGAAUGCCAGAGAAUUUCAGUAUAAUUUUGCGCGGAAGAGUUGUAGAGCAUCGCAACAUUGCCAACGAUAUCAAAUUUCCUGAAUUCAUCCUGUAUAAACCUCAAGUUGGUGGAAACGUGGAGGUUGGGGUCAUCACGACAAUAGGGUUUCUAAAGGAUGCCCCCCAUGUUAGUGUCCAUGGGUUCAAUGUCUACCACAAGAACCGCCUUAUCCUGCCAUUCUGGCGAGUUCUCAAUCAAACCAACAGUAGGGGCAGAGGUGUUGUUGGUGUAUUGGAGGCGAAUUUUAUUGAGCCUACUCAUGAUAAACAAGAUUUUGAGAAGACGACUCUUCUUCAAAAGCUUGAAUCCCGCUUGAAGCAUAUGACAUUAGAGUACUGGGAUUUUCAUUGUGGAUUGAUUGGGUAUCAUCAAGCCAAAAACCCCCUUUCAAUAUCUGUUCGUGCUCAUCCUGGCCUACGGCCUGUUGUGGUGAACCCCAAAUCCUCUGCUACCAGUAUUUCAGGAGCAGCUUCUGCAGGUGGGGGUUUUCCAGAUGCAGCAGGUCUUUCUCCCUCUCAUCUUUCAGCCGUAAGGCCGGUGGUGACUGCAUUAAGUGCCCCAGCUAUUUUGAACUCACCCUCCAUGGUUGAUACUGUGGUGCACGCCAGAACAGGUCGAUUGUUCUGCAACUACCAAGCUGGCACUCAGUUGGAAUUUCCUGUAAAGAGGAAACGACAGAGCCGUAUGGAGGAACUUGAAGUGGUGAAGAGGCAGGCAACAGAUGGUGCAGAUGCUACAAUUAAUGGGCAUGAUCUUGAGACAAAGGUUGGCAAUAAUGCUGAGGAUGUUCUUCAAAAUCCAGAGACUCAAGAAUUAAUAGAAGAAAAUGAGAAGCUUCGUGCACAGUGUGUUGAGUAUGAGAAGAUUGAGGAAGAGCUUCAGUUCAAGGUGCAAAAGCUUAAAAUCGAGCUUGAGGAGGUUAAUCACGAGUAUGAGAUGCUGUUGAAGGAAUCUCAGUCGGUAGAAGCGAUAAAGGUGGAGAAAAUGUAAAUGGGUAUUUUUCAUUCUUGUAUGAUCUUUCCCUUUUUUCUGCAUUUUCUUUGUAGCACUCUGGGGUUGUUGUCUAUAGCUAUUGUAACAUAAGAGGGGAGAUAGGUGAUAGAGUGAUAAUACCCAUGAAGGGUAUCUAGAGAUUGGUCUUUUGAUCUUUCAGUCUUGCUUAGGCCUGACAAUGGACCAGGCCUGGAUGUUGCUAACUAAUUUUUUAAUGGGCCUGCCUGACCUGGCUGAAGCAGUUCAAAAUCCGGGCCUAAGAUAACCCUAGCCCAUUGUCAACCCUAGGUUUGCUCCCCCUUGUUUUUGUUUUCCUUUUUCUUUUCUUUUUCUCGCGUGUGUAUGUGUGUGUAAAGGGAAUGUAUGUAAGUUUUGUUCAUUGAGGAAAAGAGAGGAAGCCCUCAUGGGGGUCCCAUCUACUAUGCCAUGUAAGUUUCUUCAUUGAGGAAAGUGAGGAGGCCCUGUGGCCCCAUUUCCUGUGCUAUUAUUCCACAGUAAAUUGCUAUUUCGUCAUC